UUCAACUCAAAUUCAAAGUGAAGACGUCGUGACUACUCCUGAAAUUCCAGCGAUGACAUCAGAAGACAGCUCAAGUUCAAGUGAAUCAGACUCAGAGAAUGACUCUGAAAGUGAUCARACAGUAAGCGCAUCCGAAGACGAUUACGAAAAUCCUUUACAAUGGGAAGGAUUAUCAGAUGAAGAAUAUGAAAGAAUUGUAAAUCAACCUGAUGUCCAGCCAGCACAAAAUACUCCAGAAUUAAAUAGUAUGCAACGAUGUAAACUUCUGAUGACGUGGCUCCUGUACUUCAUAUUUGUAUGGCAGUUUUUCUAUAUGUUGARCGACAAAAGUAUUGAGUCAUUGCUGAAAUUCCUAAGUGCAUUCCUUUUGAUGAYUGGGGAGAAAAUACAAGAUACUACUGGAUGCAGCUUUUUAGUAUCUAUUGCAAGUAUUGUUCCUGUAACUAUGUAUUCGUUUAGACGUUUUUUAGGYAUCAAAAACGAUAACUUUGAAAGAUAUGUAGUUUGCGGGAAAUGCACGAAAAUAUUCAGGCACGAUGACUGUAUAACAUAUGAUGAAACUGGACGUCUUCAAUCCAAACUGUGCGAUAAUGUAGAAUUUCCAAGGUCAAAAAGGAAAAAAGUGUGCGAGAAUCGCUUGAUGGAAAAAGUUUUGUUGAAAGAUGGAACUGUUAAGUACGUGCCGAGAUAUACAUAUUGCUACAAAAGCGUUAUUGACUCACUAGAGACACUACUGAAAAGAAAAGGUUUUAAAGAUAAAUGCGAACAAUGGCGUAAACGAAAAGUUCACAGUGAUAUAUAUGGUGAUGUUUAUGAUGGAAAUGUAUGGAAAAACUUUUGCAAAUAUAAAGGUAAAGAUUUUUUAAAUAGCCCACAUGCUUACGGCCUCAUGUUGAAUUGUGACUGGUUUCAGCCAUUUAAGAGAAGAUCUGACUACUCAGUAGGUGUGUUAUAUUUGGCUCUGAUGAAUCUUCCACGGUCUGAAAGGUUCAAAAARGAAAAUAUUAUAAUACUGGGAAUAAUUCCAGCCUUAUCUAAAGAGCCAUCUACUUUGACUCACUUUUUAUCGCCUUUCGUCGAUGAACUACUUUCAUUAUGGAAAGGGGUUAGAGUAGAGAUGUCCGACGAAUCAGAGGUUGUUAGCAUAAGGGCGGCGCUGUUGUGCUGUGCCUCAGACAUUCCUGCCGCACGUAAACUAUGUGGAUUGCUUAGCCAUCAGGCAACUAGAGGUUGCAGUCACUGUCUGAAAUGUUUCCCGGGAGGUUUUGGGGAGAAGAAAGAUUACAGUGGUUUUAAAGACAGGGAAGACUGGCCGUUAAGAACAGACGAACAACACAGGCGAGACGCUAAAAAAACCUUAAAGUGUAAAUCUAAAUCAGCAAGACGAAAGAUGGAAAGCGAGCUAGGSUCGCGGUAUACUGAGCUACUACGACUGCCGUAUUACGGUACUGUAACGAUGUGCAUCAUUGAUCCUAUGCACAAUCUUUUCCUCGGAACUGCAAAAAAGCUUUUUAAAAUUUGGAUGAAAAAUGAACUAAUAUCAAAGAAAAAUGUUAUUGACAUUGAAAAACGUAUUACAAACAUGAAUGCCACGUCAGAUCUAGGAAGACUGCCUUCAAAUAUAACUACCAAUUGCGGUGGAUUUACAGCUUCCCAAUGGCAGAAUUGGAUUCUCUACUACUCAUUAUACUGUAUGGAAGGAAUAUUACCCGACGAACAUAUGAACUGCCUUCAAGCAUUUGUAAUUGCUUGUAGACUUCUGUGUAAGACGUCCAUUUCUAAAACUGAUCUUUUCCUGUCAGAUCGUAAGUUUCUUGAUUUUGCCAAUAAGUUUGAGGUUUUAUAUGGAAAGGAUUCUGUCACACCAAAUAUCCACUUACAUUURCAUUUAAAAUCUUGCAUUGAAAAUUAUGGCAGUGUGUUUGGAUUUUGGUGUUUUAGCUUUGAGCGAUAUAAUGGUUUACUGGGUAAUUUUCACACGAACAAUAAGACAAUCGAGGUUCAACUCAUGAGAAAAUUCCUAAGCAUGAACUUUGCAUAUAACCUUCAAUACGAACUUCCCAAAGAGUAUAGCGAGUACUUUAUGCCACAUUGUAGGGCAAUGAUAAAUGAUGCUGUGCUUCACACUCAGAUGAGAGAAUUUGUAUCUAACCCCAUGAUUACAAACUUUCAACAAUGGACACGAGCACCACUAAGCGAGUUAGCUGAGCAAGUCUGGAGAGAUACGAGUAAUAUCGUUUUACCUAAGCAUUUUAAGGUGUGCUCAUUCGAUGAAGAUGAUUUAGGGCACUUGCUUAAUAUGUACAAAAAUAUUUAUCCAAGUCUCAAGAUMAAAAUUUCCCAUCUKAACAGGACGUUCAGAAAAUACAGCUCAAUGAUGGUAUUGAAUGAAGUAUUUGGUUCAAAGCUAAAAUCGCGUCUUUCAUUGUAUGGUCAUAUCAUGGCAUCAUGGACAAAUGAUGACGGUAAUUUGACAAAUUCCUUUCAUGAAAGAYCUGGUAUUGUUCAGUUCUACAUACGCCACACUUUGCGAAUCAACAAAUUGGAUACACAACACGUGAUAGCUGUUGUAAAAUGGUACAAAAAGUCAACAGGCUCAGUGUACCUUAAUCCCUUGUCUAUGUGGUUCAACAAUGAGUAUGUUGAACCAGGCCCAGCAACGUUUUUACCGGUGCAACGAAUCAGGAGUCGUUUCAUAUAUGGAAAAGAUACGUCUGGAAACAAAGAUGUGAUAAUUGUAUCUCCUUUAUUAAGGCACAUAUUCCAAUGA
Exaiptasia diaphana is the source of this 2770-nucleotide messenger RNA. RefSeq lists its product as uncharacterized. NCBI's taxonomy places the organism in Eukaryota, Metazoa, Cnidaria, Anthozoa, Actiniaria, Aiptasiidae. The transcript has 3 exons. Bases 53 to 2770 code for a protein of 905 amino acids. The record is from RefSeq and is a predicted model, not a curated record.